This is a messenger RNA of Notolabrus celidotus (New Zealand spotty), 3254 nucleotides long. RefSeq names its product cilia and flagella associated protein 58 (gene cfap58). The transcript has 18 exons. The coding region runs from base 128 to 2719 and encodes 863 amino acids. The record is from RefSeq and is a predicted model, not a curated record. Gene Ontology annotation, cellular component: cytoskeleton. Lineage: Eukaryota; Metazoa; Chordata; Actinopteri; Labriformes; Labridae.
AACCGACACUAACAGAUCCAUAGACAAAAGUAAUAUAAACUCGGUCGGAUUCUUUGCUGACUGAAUAAGAAGCUAUUUGUUUGAUAUAGUUCACUCAUAGACUGGGAGUUCACUCUUCUGUCAAAGAAUGGAGGGUGCAGAAGCAGGAGUCGACGACACAUUUGAGUCCUUGGAUGAGUUCCAGAUGAUCCUCGGUGAGCUGGUCAGAGACCAAGGUAUGGACAAGGUCCGGGUGGAGUAUGAGAAGCUCCUCCAUGCCCUGAAGAAGUCCAGGGACAACGAGAAGAGGGUGAUGUCUAAAUGCAGAGAGCUGAACGCAGAGAUUGUGUCCAUCUCAACUAAAGUGGCAGCAGCCUUGAAGCUGUCCAAGGAAGAUGAAAGCACAAUUUCUUCACUAAAGAGGGAGCUGGAUAAAGCUUGGAAAACAGUUGAUACUGCUCAUGAUAAGGAGAAACAAGAUAAGGAGAGCAUCAGAAAUUUAAAGGAAGAAGUAGCAAACCUCAUGAAACUGAAUGAACAGCAAACUGGCUUUUCCAUGGACAAAGAGCAAAGUGAGCUGCUAAGAGUAAAUGAGGUGUUGAGUAAGGAGAGAUACCAGCUGCAGACAGAUGUGGAGGAUCUGAGAGAGAAACUGAAGCAGGCCAACACAACCCAGCAGGAGACAGAAGCCAAACGGGACGCUGGGUUAGAGAGCAUCUCUCAGCUCCAGCAGGAGCUACAGAUGCAGCAGAAUGAGAUUUCCCGUGAGAUGAGGUUUAAGGAGAAGCUGGACAAGGAGGUGAAGCUGCUGCACGUCGACGUGGAGGCAAAGAUGGGGGAAAUUAAAACUCUCAAUAUGCAGGGCCAAAAAGCGAAAGAGGAACAGCAGAGACUGGAGCAGCAGCUGAAAGACCUCAAGGUCCUGAAUGAACGGACCACGAAGGAACAGGAGCAGACGCAGGUGAAGAACAGUAAACUGCAGCAGGAGUGUGAGCAGCUCUCAUCAGUUAAAGAACAGCUCUCCCUGGAGAACCAGCAGACCACAAAUGAGCUCAAGCUUAGAGAAGAGGAGGUGAAUCACAUGCGUCAGGAGCUGGCAAAACAAACAAAAACGAGAGAAGUCAUCCAGAAGAAGUUCCACCAGAUGGAGGAUCAGAAAGCUGAGGUGGACAUGCAGAGGGAGACCCUGAAAGCUCAGAUGGCUGGACUGGAGAAAGAUCUUGAAUCAUCUAAGAAGCAGGUGGAAGUGGAUAGAAAAGCCUUAGAGGAACUGAUCAGAGAGCGGGACAUUUUAAAUAAGACCAUAAUCAAAGCUACACAGUCGUCUGAGAAACAGCAAAAUGUGGUGAAGCUCCUCGAGCAGGACAAGAAGACCUUAGAACAUGAGAUCAAUGGAUACCGCCAGGAGGCGCAGAAGCAACUCAAAAUCAUCCAGCAGCUGGAAAAAGAGCGGGACCGUUACAUCAAUGAGACCAGCAGCCUCAUGCAGAAGGUGCAGCAGAAGAUGAGUGACGUUGAAGUGAGAGAGAAUGAGAUAUUUGACUGGAGGAAGAAAGUCACUGAGGCUGAGUGCAAACUCAAACAGCAAGAGAACCUGCUGGAGAGCAUCGUUUCUGAGAGGAACCUCUACAGCAAAAACCUAAUCGAAGCUCAGGAAGGGAUUGCAGAGAUGAAGAGAAAGAUAAGAACGAUGAACAACCAGGUCACCAGACUGAGAGAUGAGAUCAGUGGGAAGGAGCUGGCCCUUGCUAAAGAUCAGCAGGAACACAAGCGCCUAGAGAAAGACAACGAGGCGCUCAAGGUGGAGCUGCAGACAAUGAGGCUCCAGCUUGAAGAAACGAAGCAGCAUGUCGACAGUCAAAAAGCAGAACAGCAAAAACUGCAGAAGAUCAUAGCCGAUGCUGACGCUGAGCAGAUUCAACAGAAGAAGCAACUGGAGCAGGUAAUAAGAGAGCGGGACAGCCUGGGUAAACAGCUGCUCUGCCACAACGAUGAGCGGGCUCUGCUGUACGAGAAGAUUAGGAUCCAACAAUCCAUUCUGAGCAAGGGGGACUUCCACUACAGCCAGAGGACAGAGGACGUUCGCCUGCUCAAGAUCGAAAUCAAGAGACUGCAACGCAAGAAGAGCAUCCUGGACAAGACUGUACCCAACACUGAGGACCUGAGGCGAGAGCUGUUCCACCAGCAGAGGGAGCUGCUGAGAGAGAGGAUGAGAAACAGCAUCCUGGAGGAUCAGCUGAAGCCCAUAAACAUCCACAGAUGGAGACGACUGGAGGGCAGUGACCCCGACAAAUAUGAACUCAUCCAGAAGAUUCAGUCCUUACAAAAACGACUCAUCUCCAAGACACAAGAGCUGGAGGAGCGUGAACUCCUUUUACAGGAGAAGGAGAAGCUGUAUGUGGAGCUGAAGCACAUUCUGGCCCGUCAGCCGGGUCCAGAGGCAGUGGAGCAGCUCCAGCAGUGUCAGUGGAACCUCAGAGAAAGAACCAAGAAACUAAAGGCACUGAUCGCCGAGCUGAGGAUGCUCGACUCCAAGAUGAACGAGUACAAAAGUGAGAAUCAAAGUUUAGCUAAUGAGCUGGCAAACAUCAAGAAGAAAUACCUGAGUCAGAAAAAACUCUACAGUGAGCAGAGGGCAAAUACAAAGGUGGAGCAGCUGGAGCCUCUGCCUCAGCUCAGCAGCAAACCUCACUUCACAGGGGGGGGCUUCAGGAUCGACAACCCUGUGAGGAGACAGUGACCAGUGUGGCAAGGUGGAGGGGGGCGGCACUAAGAGAAAAAAGAAAAUAAGCCUUUGCGUAUAAUAUCAUGAGAACUUCAAACACCUGUUCCUGAAGUGAACACGACCUCUGACAUAGUGGAAGCAUUAGAUUGAUCUAUGACUUACAUCAUGCUGUGAUGUCAGGAUAUAAACGUCCUAAUAAUCUGGAUAAUCUGGCUUCAGUGUUAAUUACAGCUUCCAUUUAUUCUACUCAUCAUUGCAUCAUGUAUGAAAGAAAGGAGAGUUGCACAAAGCGCUACUGUUUUCUACUCAACGUAAAUCAUGAUUACAAACUACUCUUCUGCUGAAUGUACCUGAUUCACUCUAUUUCCUGUUUGUUUGUUUUGUUCAUGCUGAUUUUAAAUGAUGUGAAUGUGUGUAUUUAUUUUCUUUACCCAUGCCUCCUCCGGCCUUAAAUAAGUGUUGAAUGUGUUGGGGCGAUUAGUAGACCGACCUAUGACCUGCUUUGACAGGACUGCUUUCACUUUUGAAUAAAUGAAGUUAUACUUUCUGA